Messenger RNA from Perca fluviatilis (European perch), 3277 nucleotides. RefSeq names its product agmatine ureohydrolase (agmatinase) (gene agmat). NCBI's taxonomy places the organism in Eukaryota, Metazoa, Chordata, Actinopteri, Perciformes, Percidae. The record is from RefSeq and is a predicted model, not a curated record. Gene Ontology annotation, molecular function: metal ion binding; agmatinase activity. Bases 64 to 1152 code for a protein of 362 amino acids. The transcript has 7 exons.
CCGUAGGGAAACACUUAAAGUAGCAGCUGGAGUGAACUGUGUCAUCACAACUGACACCACUCCAUGUCAUACUCAGAACUCGCAGCAAGUAUGUUUUCAUUUUGGAGAACCCUUACUAUACCUCGCGCUGCUAGUGGGACUGCAGCGGACUUGUUCUUUCUAUCUCGUCAAACGUCGGUUCUCUACCCCAACAGAAAGUGCUCGGGGAAAAAGUACAAUGUGCCACCGAGCGCCGAGUUUGUUGCCAGGGUGUCGGGGAUCCCCACCAUGGCCAAGUUACCUUUCCAGGAGACAGCUGACGGGCUAGACGCGGCGUUUAUCGGGGUCCCAAUUGAUACCGGGACCUCCAACCGACCCGGAGCAAGGUUUGGCCCCCGGCAGAUCCGAGUGGAAUCUGCCAUGUUGAGAUCUUACAACAGUGGCACCAGGGCAGCGCCUUACGAGUCCCUCAUGGUGGCUGAUAUUGGGGACGUCAAUGUGAAUGUGUAUGACCUGAAGGACACCUGCAAACGCAUCCGGGAGGCCUACAGAAAGAUCCUGGCUACCGGCUGUAUUCCUCUGACUAUGGGUGGCGAUCACACAAUUGCAUAUCCAAUCUUGCAAGCUGUUGCUGAGAAGCAUGGCCCAGUGGGGCUGAUCCACGUGGAUGCUCAUGCUGACACCAGUGAUGUGGUCUUGGGGGAGAAGAUUGGACAUGGGACUCCAUUCAGACGUUGUGUGGAGGAAGGGCUACUGGACUGCAAGAGAGUGGUUCAGAUCGGCCUGCGUGGUUCAGGCUACUCUCCAGAUUCCUAUGAAUGGAGCCGGGCGCAGGGUUUCCGUGUGGUACAAGCGGAAGAGUGUUGGUUCAAAUCUCUUGCACCUGUGAUGGCUGAGGUCAGAGGUCAGAUGGGCGGCGGUCCAGUAUACCUCAGCUUCGACAUUGAUGCUCUUGACCCGGGCUUUGCCCCGGGAACAGGCACACCAGAGAUAGCAGGGCUUACUCCCAUACAGGGAGUUGAGAUUAUUCGGGGCUGUCGUGGUCUAAACCUUGUUGGAUGUGAUCUGGUGGAGGUGUCUCCACCCUACGACACCACAGGAAACACUGCACUGACUGGUGCCAACCUUCUUUUUGAAAUGUUGUGCGUCCUCCCAAAAAUGAAAUACUACUGAUCAUUACAGACUACACGCACAACAGAACAGAACAGUUUGUUCAUAAUAAUCAAUUGAGCAGGCUGCCCUGCUGAAUAAGCCAGUAAGGAAGGAAAUUACCCAACAUAUACAAUUUUUAAAGUUUAAAUCAAUAAACAUAUUGCAUUUGACUGUAGCAGACAUCAUGUACACUAGCUGGUAAAAAGCGUUUUGAUAAAUCAAAGUCAAAAAUAUUCUCAUCUGUCAAGUCAUGUAAACUUGGUUACAUGAAAUAAUAAUCUGAGGUUCCAUAGAUGACCUGAUUAUGUCAUGUAUAACACAGUACCAAUAAAAUUAUAUUAACGACAUUUUUACAGACAAAUGAAUGAAUCAAGCACACGCUAAGUUUGCUUUCCUGUGUCAUGUCACAUAAUUCUAUUGUAUCAUAUUCAUACAAUGCCUUUUGGAAAACAUUAAGAACUUGAAAUGCUUGUUAUGUUUGCUACAUAUAGGCUAUAGCUAUACUGUAGCAUCUGGCAGUUGUUUGGACAUGUAUGGCUGUACCUGCGGUGCUCGCUGCACUCUCCUGGUUCUGCAUGUGUGGUGCUGUUGCAGUUGGUACUCACGGGCAAAUCUCAAAACUUCCUCCACAUUGGUAGAGCCCAAUGAAAUAAAAAACCUGGCUCCUAAAAUAAAAGGUCUCUUUAUUGUGUGUGACCAGCAGGAUGCAGUAUCUGAGGCUAUUUUUCAGAUGUAGACCCCUGGCAUCAAUGUUAAAAAAAAUACAAAGAAACAAAAAAAAUUGACAAAACAAGUAAAGCAGAACUUAGCACAAAACUAGACAUGGCACAGAAGCAAAAAGAUUAGCAACAAAACAAAGAACAGGUUACAAGAUAAAACAACAGAGCAUAGAGUACAAAGAUUAGACACAGCUGUUGAGACGGUAAAAGCAAUAGCGAACUAAGAGGAAACGAUAAGUUCAUAUACAGAAUACAUACAUAAUAAAUAGGCGUAGUGCUGACAUGUAUAUAUUUAUUGACCAUCCAUUGUUUUAGCUGCUUAGUAAAAGACUUCUAUGUGUUUAAUUGUCUGAUAUGGUAUUUGAUUCCACUCCAAUUCCAGUUCAUACCAACUGCACAGCUUAAAACACUUCUAAUAUGAUGUGGUUCAUGUUGCAUCACCUGGUCAUUUUCUCUGAAUUAUCAGGUGUGAACGGAUGUUAAAAAGACCAAGCCUAGGUCUCGUUUGUCCUUGGUCUAUGGAACUGGUGACAGGAGGACAGCUCGUAAAAUACCAAUGUGCUUUUUCGUUAUUUUACAUGCAGAGAACUAACCCAAGCAUGUAGGGAAAAAAAACGUGAGGUUAAGCUGUAAUGAACAAAGUGCAACGUGUUCAGUUCAGAGAUAAGAGUGAAUAAUGAAACCAAACCGAGUGAAUAAUUAAACCAAACCUGGGGGGAAAGAAAGCAGAACUGUUCUUUUCUCGAGCUCCGUGUUGUUGGGAUUCAGCUGUAUGUGUCAACGGGCUUGUCUGUGUUCACCAGGCGGCCUCUGAAAGGCCCUGCUCCAUAAAGUCAAAUUACAAGCUUUUAAAAGCUAAACAUGCCAACUAUGGCGAUGUAGAGAUAAAUUAUUGAUGUUUGUGUUAGAAAAUGACCUUUUAGAUAUAUAGAAAAGGCAAUGUUGUAAUGCCUGAUGAAGAUCCAAUGGUGAUAGAAAAGUUGUCUACUUAAUAAAUAAGGUUAUGGUUUUUAUUUAGUGUGCAGGCAUUACUCUUUUCUGUCACGUCUCGUCUCUGUCAAGUUUUGUUUUUUAGUUUGUUUCAUGUUUCGGUUUAGUUUUCCAUUUCCUGUUUUAUUUUGAAACUUACCGUCUCGUCUCAUUUCAGGUCCGUUGUCUUCCUGGUCUUUGUUCUCCUUCCCGCCUGUGUGAUUACCUGUCCCCACCCCUAUGUGUUGCACCUGUGUCUCAUUGUCUCCCCUGUCUUGUGUAUUUAAGCUCAGUCUUUCCUUUACUCCUGUGCGAGAUCGUCUGUAUUUCUAGUGUGCAGCCUUUGAGGGUUUUUCCCUGUUUCCCUUGGAUUUUUGACCAUUGCCCUUUGCCUGUCGUUUCUUGGACACUGUUGCCUGAAAGUUCUUUCAGCGUGCUAAUAAAACCAUUGAACUUUA